AUGGGCAUCUUCAAUAAAAGUCUAAUAGGGCUGCUUGUUAUCGGACUUGUCUCCCUUCAAGUAUGUUCCGCCGCAGAUAAGACAGUUGAUAAAACCAGAGAUGGAGAUAUCACGGAUGCCUUGGACGCUACUAAACUUGAAGAACUUACAAAAAACUCAGAGAAGUUUGAGUUCCAAGCUGAGGUUAAUCGUAUGAUGAAAUUGAUUAUCAACUCUCUUUAUCGAAACAAAGAUAUUUUCUUGAGAGAAUUGAUUUCUAAUGCAUCUGAUGCUUUGGACAAAAUCAGACUACUCUUCCUUACCGAUCCUGAAGUAAUGAAAGAGACUGAGGACAUGAGCAUCAAGAUUAAGGCUGAUAAGGAUGCUAAAAUUCUCCAAAUCACCGAUACUGGAGUUGGAAUGACCAAGCAAGAUUUACUCAACAACCUCGGUACCAUUGCUCGCUCAGGAACAUCUGAAUUUUUAUCCAAACUCAUGGACACUACUACUAGCUCUGAACAAAGACAAGAUCUUAUUGGACAAUUCGGAGUUGGAUUUUACUCUGCUUUCCUUGUUGCUGACAAAGUUGUCGUUGUAUCUAAGCAUAAUGAUGACGAGCAAUACAUUUGGGAGUCUGAUUCUAGCAGCUUUACCCUUGCUCGUGAUCCACGUGGCAACACUUUGAAGAGAGGAACCCAAAUCACUCUCUACAUGAAGGAUGAAGCUCUCGAUUUCCUCGAGCCUGAUACCCUCAAAAAUCUCGUACACAAGUACUCUCAGUUCAUUAACUUCAAUAUUUAUCUCUGGCAAUCUAAGACCGAGACUGUUGAAGUUCCAAAGACAGAGUCCAUCGAUGAGAACGGAGCUGUUGAAGAAGAGAAGGACAGCAAACCAGAGAAGGUUGAGAAGACAGUUUGGGAUUUCGAGCGUGUCAACAAUGUCAAGCCAAUCUGGAUGAGAAAGCCCAAUCAAGUAGAAGAUGAGGAGUACACCGAUUUCUACAAGAGUGUCACCAAGGAUACUGAGGAACCACUUACCCAUGUCCAUUUCACUGCUGAGGGAGAAGUUACUUUCCGCUCCAUCCUUUAUGUACCCAAGAAGGCUCCAACCGAUAUGUUCCAAAAUUACGGAAAAGUAUUGGAGAACAUCAAGCUCUACGUACGCCGUGUAUUUAUCACUGAUGAUUUCGCUGACAUGCUUCCAAAAUAUUUGUCUUUCAUCCGAGGAAUCGUCGACUCCGAUGAUCUUCCAUUGAAUGUUUCCCGUGAAAACUUGCAACAACACAAGCUGUUGAAGGUUAUCAAGAAGAAGCUUGUACGCAAGGUUCUCGACAUGCUCAAAAAACUUUCUGGUGUUCAAUUCGAUGAUUUCUGGAAAGAGUUCAGUACUAACAUCAAGCUUGGAGUAAUGGAAGACCCCAGCAACCGUAUGAGAUUAGCCAAGUUAUUGAGAUUCGAAUCUUCCGCAAGCGAAGACAAAUUAGUCACAUUGAGUGAAUACGUCGAACGUAUGCAGGAGAAGCAGGAAGCUAUUUACUAUAUGGCUGGUACUUCCCGCAAAGAAGUCGAAUCUUCUCCAUUCGUUGAGCGUUUGAUUGCCAAGGGAUACGAAGUAUUGUUCUUGACCGAAGCUGUUGACGAGUACUGUGUCCAAGCCAUGCCAGAAUUCGACGGAAAGAAGUUCCAAAAUGUUGCCAAGGAAGGUGUUCAAAUUGAAGAAGGAGAGAAGGCCAAGGAACUGUUCAAGAAAAUCGAAGAGGAAUACGAACCUCUUACUGCCUGGUUGAAAGACUCUGCUCUCGCUGGACUCAUUGAGAAGGCUGUUCUUUCUAAGCGAUUGGUCAAAUCUCCAUCUGCUCUUGUUGCUUCCAACUAUGGAUGGUCCGGAAACAUGGAGCGCAUCAUGAAGAGUCAAGCUUACGCUAAAGCUAAAGAUCCUAGUCACGAUUUCUAUGCUACCCAAAAGAAAACUUUCGAAAUCAAUCAGAGACAUCCAGUAAUCAAGGAGCUCCUUAAGAGAGUUGUCGAAAACAAAGACGAUCCUAAAGCCAAAGAAACUGCUCUCUUAUUAUUCGAAACUGCCACUCUCCGUUCUGGUUUCUCUCUCCCUGACCAGAUUGGAUUUGCCGAGCGUAUUGAGUCCAUUGUCCGUCAAUCUCUUGAUAUUGCAAUUGAUGCUGCUGUCGAGACUGAGGUUGCCGUAGAGGAAGAUGAAGAUACUCAAGCAGAAGAAACAAUUAACGUUGAAGAAGAACAUUCUGAACUGUAA
This is a messenger RNA of Auanema sp. JU1783, 2247 nucleotides long. NCBI's taxonomy places the organism in Eukaryota, Metazoa, Nematoda, Chromadorea, Rhabditida, Rhabditidae. The record is from the annotation of a GenBank genome assembly.